This is a messenger RNA of Callithrix jacchus (white-tufted-ear marmoset), 9608 nucleotides long. NCBI's taxonomy places the organism in Eukaryota, Metazoa, Chordata, Mammalia, Primates, Cebidae. The record is from RefSeq and is a predicted model, not a curated record.
UCGCAGGCUUCCAGCAUCGCUCAGCGGAGCGACGUCGCCCUGGGCCAGUGGAGGCUCGCGGCGGCGCCCCACCCGCCCGAGGUUGGCGCCGCAGCCAAAAAGGGGGCGCGCUUGGGCUGUGGGUGGGGCUGCGAGACUUGGUACCUCGCCAGCAGGCGGAGCGGGGAGGCGGUUUCGCUUGCGGCAAAGGGACAAGUGGUUGUGACAGCCAGGAAACCGAGAACGAUGCCAACACUACCUGGCUUAGAGCUUGAAAGGCGUCUGAUUUCACUGCCAUCUCUUUGAAAAGCAGUGCACAGUGCAACGUUCUUGGCUGAACAGAGACAUGGAUGAACCUGGAAACCAUCAUUCUCAGCAAACUGACACAAGAACAGAAAAUCAAACACCACAUGUUCUCACUCAUAGGUGGGUGUUGAACAAUGAGAACACAUGGACACAGUUUGUCUCUCUCACUCCUCCCCUUCCUUCUCUAUCCUGCUCUCUGACCCAAGAGGCUGACCUGUAUGAACCACAUCAGUGAUUGGCUGGUGGGAACCCCCGGCAAAGAGGAUGGAGUGAAGUGAGGAUAUUUACUCUAUUAGUUGCCUCCAAGCUGGAUCACUCACAGCUGGCCGUGUCCUUCCAUCAAAGAUCAGAGCUCUCCUCAAGAGUCUCACUCUGUCACCCAUGUUGGAAUGCAAUGACACCAUCUCGGAUCAAUGCAACUUCUGUCUCCCAAGUUCAAGUGAUUCUCCUGCCUCAACCUCCUGAGUAGCUGGGAUUACAGGCGUGUACCAUCGCACCCAGCAACAUGCCUAAACUUUCAUGUGGGAUCUGCCUACUCCGCUCAGAAAGUGCCUGGAUGAGAUUCCAUCCCAACAAGGUUAACUGAACACCUCAUUGGCUUCCACAGUGAUUGCCUCAGGAGUAGACAUAUGACCCAAAUCGGGCCAAAUCUCAAGACUUUUGUUUUGUGCAGAUUUUUUCUGUCCACAGGCUGUGAAGCUGAGAGCUGGAUAUAUAUAAAGUUUAGAGUUGCUGUAACCCUCUUGCCAUCUCAGAGGAGCUUCUGGAACUGCAAGAUAGACUGCAUGGAGCCUGAAGAUGAAGCCCUCAUGGCAAGAGGCAGAAUGGACAGAGAAAUUGAGUCAUUAAGGACAUUGGUUAAGUCCUUGUUUACAGCAGUGCCUGUAAUCAGCCAUCCUGGUGGACUUUUCCAGUUACUUGACUUGACUUUAAUCAUAAACAGUUAUGCUGUAAUCAUAAAUACUCCCUAAAUGCUCAUAUGCUUACAACAACAAAAAUUAUUUCUUGCUUAUGCUCCAUGGCCUACCUGCAGCUCUGCUUGAUUGUUGUUUUUAAUCUGGGAUUUGGUAAAAUAGAGCAGUCUCUCUCUAGAAAAUCACCUGUUGUAACAGAGAGAAAGGAGAGUAGGAGAAGAAGUGCUGGCUCUAAACUAUCUGCCUGAAGUUGCUUCCCACUUGCAUAUGAUUGGCCAGAACAAAUCACAUGCUCAAGAUUGAUGACACAGGGUGGACAGGGGGAACAAAGUUUUUUGAAAAAUAAUAAUAUAACCUGUAAGUAAAUUUCCCAUUUACUUAUUUAACGGGAAAUUUAAUGUGAGCUUGGGCCUUAUUUUCUGUCACCUGCAACCAAAAUAAUUUUCUUUUUUUAAGAGACAGAGUCUCACUCUGUCACCCAGGUUGGAGUGCAAUGAUGCCAUCUCAGCUAUAGGCAUGUGCCACUAUGCCCAGCUAUUUUUUUUUUUAUUUUUUGUAAAGAUGGGGUUCCACUAUGUUGCCCAGGCUGGUCUCCAGCUCCUGAGCUCAAGCAAUCCUCCCACCUCAGCCUCCUAAAGUGCUAGGAUUACAGGUAUUAGCCACUGUGGCUGACUCAAGAUAAAUUACUUAGGGUGACAGAUACCCCAAUUUGAUAAUGUGUCAGAUUAUCACAGGUACCCCCAAGACAUGUACAUCUAUUAUGUAUCAAUAAAAAAAAUUUUUUUUUUGCCAGGCGUGGUGGCUCACACCUGUAAUCCCAGCACUUUGGGAAGCUGAAGUGGGUGGAUUACUUGAGGUCAGGAGUUUGAGACCAGUCUGGCCAACAUGGUGAAACCCCAUCUACCAAAAAUACAAAAAUUAGCUGGGUGUGGUGGUGCAUACCUGUAAUCUCAGCUAAUCGGGAGGCUGAGGCAGGAGAAGCUCGUGAACUUGGGAGGUAGAGGCUGCAGUGAGAUUGUGCCACUGCAUUCCAGCCUGGGUGGCAAAGCAAGACUCUGUCUUGGAAAAAAAAAUUUUUUUUAAGAAAUAAUGUAGGCGGGGCGCGGUGGCUCACGCCUGUAAUCCCAGCACUUUGGGAGGCCGAGGCAGGUGGAUCACGAGGUCAAGAGAUCGAGACCAUCCUGGUCAAAAUGGUGAAACCCCGUCUCUACUAAAGAUACAAAAAAUUAGCUGGGCAUGGUGGCGCGUGCCUGUAAUCCCAGCUACUCAGGAGGCUGAGGCAGGAGAAUUGCCUGAACCCAGGAGGCGGAGGUUGUGGUGAGCCGGGAUUGCGCCAUUGCACUCCAGCCUGGGUAACAAGAGCGAAACUCCGUCUCAAAAAAAAAAAAGAAAGAAAAGAAAAGAAAUAACAUAAUAUGAGGGUUCAGUGUCUUAUGGUGAUAAUGCCAAACUCUUACAGUUUGUGCUUGAGAAAAUAAACAUUAAAGAAAUUACUAUUCAGAAAAAGGUUAUAUUUGGUAUAGUAAAACAGAACCAGAAAUAUGAAUACUAUUCACUGACUCACUACUCAUCAAUCCAUUUGUCCAAUAUACUCUUAUUAGCAUCUACCAAGUUCCAGGUACUCCUGGAGUAGAAAAAUAAAUAACAUUUGUUCUUCUCUUUAAAGAACUUGAAAUAUGGUCAUAAAGAGUGGUGAACUGAAAUUAUAUAAAUAGGUUCUAUAAUAGUUUUUUUUUUUUAAUCAAUAAUGCUGAUGAUUGUGGGGGAUAGGUAAGAGUGGCAGGAAAAACUAUAGGGAAAAGACAAACCUUCUGAAAGGUCGGCUUCUGAAGGCAGCUGUUCUAUAAUUCUGGGGCAGAGGGCAAGGUACAAGGUUCAAGAGAGUGUAGGGGAAUUUAUCUUAAAUAGGUUUGUUUACUUGUUUACAGGAACUGACCUUUGAGCUCCAGCAUGACGUUCCUGAAAGGGGAACAAUAAAUUUUAAUUACCUACAGGUCGUGUUUACUCCAGGUUUUGGCAUUGUUCCUGCACUGAAUGAAAGCAAGCAGCUCCAUGUUCUCAGGGCUGCGCUCUGGUCAUUAGAGCCAGGAAAUCACCUAGCCACUCUUACACUGCAUACUUGUGUCUGAAUACUUAUUUCAUCUGUCUGCCCGGGUCUGCAGGACAGACCCAACAGAUGAUGGCUAACGUUGUCAAAAUUUCCAAAUCUAAAAACCAGUGCUCAGCUGGGCAUGGUGGCUCAUGCCUGUAAUCCCAGCACUUUGGGAGGCUGAGGUAGUCAGAUCACCUGAGGUCAGGAGUUCGAGACCAGCUGGGCAACAUGGUGAAACCCCGUCUCUUCAAAAAAUACAGAAGUUAGGUGUGCGUGGUGGCGCAUGCCUGUAGUCCCAGCUACUCGGGAGGUUGAGGCAGGAGAAUCGCUUAAACUUGGGAAGUGGAGGUUGCAGUGAGUUGAGAUCACCUCACUGCACUCCAACCUGGGCAACAAGAGUGGAACCCCCAUCUAAAAAUAAAUAAAUAAAUAAGUAUCAGUGCUCAACCCUCAACUUGCUCCGCAAGCAAUUGACAGAGUUUAUCCUGUCUUAUUCUUUUUUUUGAGACGGAGUUUCGCUCUUGUUACCCAGGCUGGAGUGCAAUGGCGCAAUCUCGGCUCACCGCAACCUCCGCCUCCUGGGUUCAGGCAAUUCUCCUGCCUCAGCCUCCUGAGUAGCUGGGAUUACAGGCAGGCGCCACCAUGCCCAGCUAAUUUUUGUAUUUUUAGUAGAGACGGGGUUUCACCUUGUUGACCAGGGAUCCUGUCUUACUCUUUAUUGCUCUGUCUGUAACUCCUGCUCCUGGUUUUCCUCCUAUGAUCAGUCAUCUAGCCUCUGCUACACUGUUGCCAUAUUCACCCCCUGGAUGUUCUCAUUCAGCCAUUUGGCUUUGAGCAUCAUCUCCUGAUGGCUCCCAAUUUUCUGACUCCACCCCAGCUUCUCUCUACAACUCCAAAACAGUUUAUCCUAUUGCCUUCUUGAUUAACAAGCAUCUCACAGUUAUCAUUACCAGUCUGUACUCCAGACCCACACAGCUCUAAAUCUGCACCUCCUCCGGGGUUCCCACCCCAGUAGAGUUUAUCCUGGAGUAACCCCUAAGGCCAACUGGAGUUAUUCCUAAUCUCUCUUCUUCUUUCCCCCCAAUUUCUAAUCCAUCGUCAAAUCUGUGAAUUCUUACUUUCAAAACACAUCUUGAAUCUAAUAACUUCUCCUCUCUUUUCCUCCAGGAUGUCACUGGGCAACAAGAGUGGAACCCCCAUCUAAAAAUAAAUAAAUAAAUAAGUAUCAGUGCUCAACCCUCAACUUGCUCCGCAAGCAAUUGACAGAGUUUAUCCUUAUUCUUUUUUUUGAGACGGAGUUUCGCUCUUGUUACGCAGGCUGGAGUGCAAUGGCGCAAUCUCGGCUCACCGCAACCUCGGCCUCCUGGGUUCAGGCAAUUCUCCUGCCUCAGCCUCCUGAGUAGCUGGGAUUACAGGCAAGCGCCACCAUGCCCAGCUAAUUUUUGUAUUUAAAAUUACAAAUUAAGUCCAAAAAUUGGACUCUUAAGUAGUCUCUGCUAACUGGCUUUCUGCUUCCGUUUUUGUUUUAUUAUUUUUUACACAGCGGCCAGAUAAAUCUUUAAAAACGAAAGUCACACCAUGGCUCUUCUCUAUUCAAAACCUUCCAACGGCUUCUUUUUAUCCUCUGCCCUUACUUAUGAUCACGACUCAUUCCCUCAUUUCCCAUUUCCUCUCAUCUCUCUGCAUAAAUAUCAUUUUAUCAGGAAACUCUUCCCUAAUAUCAUCUGAAAUACCAGUGCCUUCUGCCUCUACCUUCUAGUUCCUAUUGUAUUUUUCAUUGUCCCUGGAUAUUACACUAUGUGUUAAUCUGUUUAUGUUCUCUUUCCCGUAAGAGAACGAACACGCACCACCAAGAUCUUGUCUUUCACUAAUUGUAUUUUCGGGCCGGGCGCGGAGGCUCAUGCCUGUAAUCCCUGCACUUUGGGAAGCUGAGGGGGUGGAAUUUGAGACCAGCCUCGCAAGAUGGUGAAACCCCGUCUCUACUAAAAAUACAAAAAUUAGCCGGGCGUCGUGGCUCACGCCUAUAAUCUCACCUACUUGGGAGGCUGAAGCAGAAGAAUUGCUUGAACCCGGAAGGCGGAGGUUGCAGUGAGCUAAGAUCGCGCCACUGCACUCCAGCCUGGGCGACAGAGCGAGAAUCCGUCUCAAACCAACCAACAAAAAAAAACUUUUAUUUUCAGUGCCAAAAAAGAUCUGGAAGGAGGUGGGCACUCAGAUGCUUUAUUCACCGUGCUAUGUAUUAUUCUAACACUUUAUGUAUCUGUUAAAUUAUCCCAACAUAUUAGAUUUGCUGAAUUGCUAUCCAUAUUUCGUAGAUGUGAUAGCUGAAGCACAGAAUCAUUAGGUAACUUGCCCAAAGUGGCAUUCAUGACUCAUGAUUGGCUUAGGAUGUAAAGUAAACCCAGAUGCAUUCCCUCUCUGCUCUUCAAAACUGGAAGCUUAGGCGGCGAGAGUUGACGUGGGGUUAGGGCUGCCCUCCUGGGGCGGGUUGAAGGCAGGGUGAGCCUCCCGAAGUCCAGGAAAUCGUUGCCUACCCAGUCACCAGCGUUCGAGAGCCUGUCGCAGAGAGAAGGACGGGAAUCCGAAGCAGGCGACAGGGCGCGGAAGCGGGAUGUACUUCUCUUGGGGCGCCGGCUCCAGGGGGCUGCAGCGCCGGAGGACGGAGGGCAGCCCCGGAGCUGAGCUACUGCAAGCGGCCAGCGGGGAGCGCCACGCUCUGCUGCUGCUGACCAACUCCUCGGUCCACUCGUGCGGAGAGAACAGCCGGGGCCAGCUGGGCCGCAGGGGCGCGCCGCGCGGGGACCUGCCAGAACCAGUUCAGGCACUGAAAACCCUAAAGUUUAAUCUUGUAAGCUGCGGGAAGGAGCACUCCCUGGCUGUGUGCCACAAAGGAAGGGUCUUCGCAUGGGGAGCUGGUUCUGAAGGGCAGCUGGGGAUUGGAGAAUUCAAGGAAAUAAAUUUCACACCUAAGAAAAUAACGACUCUGACUGGUAUAAAAAUAAUACAAGUUUCCUGUGGACAUUACCACUCCCUGGCAUUAUCAAAAGAUAGCCAAGUGUUUUCAUGGGGAAAGAACAGCCAUGGGCAGCUGGGCCUGGGGAAGGAGUUGUCCUCCCAAGCCAGCCCUCAGAGGGUGAGGUCCCUGGAGGGGAUCCCAGUGGCUCAGGUGGCUGCUGGAGGGGCUCACAGCUUUGCCCUGUCUCUCUGUGGGACUUCGUUUGGCUGGGGAAGUAACAGUGCAGGGCAGCUGGCCCUCAGUGGGCGUAACGUCCAAGUGCAAAGCAACAAACCUCUCUCAAUUGGUGCACUGAAGAAUCUAGGUGUGAUUUAUAUCAGCUGUGGUGAUGAGCACACUGCCGUGCUUAGUCAGGAUGGGAAAGUGUUCACAUUUGGAGACAAUAGCUCUGGGCAGCUGGGAUACAACCCCACUCCUAAGAAGAGAGGUCCACAAAUUGUGGAAAGAAUUGAUGGCCUAGUUUCACAGAUAGAUUGUGGAGGUGAUCACACCAUUGCAUAUGUGCACACCACUGGUCAGGUGGUAUCUUUUGGUCAUGGACCAAGUGACACAAGCAAGCCAACUCAUCCAGAGGCCCUGAAAGAGAACUUUGACAUUAGAUGCUUGAUUUCUGCUGAUGACCUCGUGGAUGUUCAAGUCAAACACAUUUUUGCUGGAAAAUAUGCCAACUUUGUGACAACUCAUCAGGAUACUAGUUCCACAAGUGCUCCCAGGAAAACCCUGCCAGAAAUAAGCCGAAUUACCCAGUCCGUGGCAGAAAAAUGGAUAGCAGUGAAAACAAGAAGUACUGAACAUGAAGUGGCUAAAAGUGAAGUUAGAAUGAUAUUUUCAUCUCCUGCUUGUCUGACUGCGAGUUUUUUAAAGAAAAGAGGAACUGGAGAAACGACUUCCAUUGAUGUGGACUUAGAAAUGGCAAGAGAUACCUUCAAGAAGUUAACAAAAAAGGAAUGGAUUUCUUCCAUGAUAACUACGUGUCUCGAGGACAAUCUGCUCAGAGCUCUUCCGUGCCGUUCUCCACACCAAGAAGCUUUAUCGGUUUUCCUCCUGCUCCCAGAAUGUCCUGUGAUGCAUGACGCUAAGAACUGGAAGAACCUGGUGGUUCCAUUUGCAAAGUCUGUGUGUGAAAUGAGUAACCAAUCUUUGCAAGUCCUAAGGAAGUGUUGGGCAUUUUUGCAAGAAUCUUCUCUGAGACCGCUGGUCCAGAUGCUUAAAGCAGCCAUUAUCUCUCAGCUGCUUAAUUGGACUGAAACCGAACAAGAUCACUGUAAUAUUAAAGCUCUUUUAGGAAUGAUGAAAGAACUGCAUAAGGUAAACAAAACUAACUGUCGACUACCAGAAAAUACUUUCAACAUAAAUGAACUCUCCAACUUAUUAAACUUUUACGCAGAGAGAAGAAGACAGCUCUUUCGGGAUAACCACCUGAUACCUGCAGAAGCCCCCAGUCCUGUUGUUUUCAGUGAUUUUCCAUUUAUCUUUAAUUUGCUAUCCAAAAUUAAAUUACUGCAAGCCGAUUCACAUCUAAAGAUGUGGAUGUCAGAAGGGAAAGCAUUCAUGCAUAUGCAUGAAACAAUUCUGAAAAAAAAGGAAGAAUUUCCUCCAUCACCUACAUUUAUACUUAGAGUCAGACGAAGUCACCUAGUUGAAGAUGCUCUGCGUCAAUUAAGUCAAGCUGAAGCCACUGACUUCUGCAAAGUAUUAGUGGUUGAAUUUAUUAAAGAAAUUCGACCUGAGGCUGGAGGGGUCAGUUCAGAGUUCUUCUACUGUAUAUUUGAAGAGAUGACCAAGCCAAAAUACAGAAUGUUCAUGUAUCCUGAAAAGGGUUCCUGCAUGUGGUUUCCUGCCAAGCCUAAACUUGAGAAGAAAAGAUAUUUCCUCUUUGGGAUGCUGUGUGGACUCUCCUUAUUCAAUUUAAAUUUGGCUAACCUUCCUUUCCCACUGGCUCUGUAUAAAAAACUUCUGAACCAAAAGCCAUCACUGGAAGAUUUAAAAGAACUCAGUCCUCAAUUGGGGAAGAGUUUGCAAGAAGUUCUAAAUGAUGAUGCUGAUGACAUUGGAGACGCGCUUUGCCUACACUUUUCUAUACAUUGGGACCAAAAUGAUGUUGACUUAAUUCCAAAUGGGAUCUCUAUACCUGUGGACCAAACCAACAAGAAAGACUACGUUUCUAAGUAUAUUGAUUACAUUUUCAAUGUCUCUGUAAAGGCAGUUUAUGAGGAAUUUCAGAGAGGAUUUUAUAGAGUCUGUGAGAAGGAGAUACUUAGACAUUUCUACCCUAAAGAACUAAUGACAGCAAUCAUUGGAAAUACUGAUUAUGACUGGAAACAAUUUGAAAAGAAUUCAAAGUAUGAGCAUGGAUACCAAAAAUCACAUCCUACUAUACGGUUGUUUUGGAAGGCUUUUCACAAACUAACCUUGGAUGAAAAGAAAAAAUUCCUCUUUUUUCUUACAGGACGUGAUAGGCUGCAUGUAAGAGGCAUACAGGAAAUAGAAAUAGUAUUUCGCUGUCCUGAAACUUUCAGUGAAAGAGAUCACCCAAGAUCAAUAACUUGUCAUAAUAUUCUGGACCUCCCUAAGUAUUCUACAAUGGAAAGAAUGGAGGAAGCACUUCAAGUAGCCAUCAACAACAACAGAGGAUUUGUUUCACCCAUGCUCAUGCUCACACAGUCAUAAUCACCUUCAAGAGUCUCACAGUUGACUUUUUCAUACUUGGAUCCUUCUGUUCUUCCUUACACCUAAAUAAUACAAGAGGUUAAUGAAUAGUGGUUAAAAGUAGUUGAGUGAGAGGUUAGGGGAAUGGGGAGAUGAUGAUGGUCAAAGGGGACAAAAUCUCACACAAGACUGAGGCAGGACAAUAGGACCCAGAGAUAGGGAUCUAAGGAUGACUUGGACAGAUUUCCUGACGCUGAAGAGUCUGAAUGCUGCCCUGUGAUUGGUUCAUUCCAGGACCUUCAUUUGCAUAAGGCAUCAAACCACAUCAGUCUCUGACUGUCCCUGGGCCAAACCUGCACUCUGGCCAAUGACUGGUUCAUUCCAGGACCUUCAUUUGCAUAAGGAGCCAAACCACACCACUCUUGGGUUGGCCAUGGGCCAUUUCACCUCAGCCUCUAAUUGGCUAUGAGCCAGUCUUUCAUUUACGUAGGGUGUAAUCAUCAAGAAACCUCAAAAGGGUACUUAAUCCCCAGAGGAUUUUGCUACAAGGGCUCUUGAGCCACUUUCUGGAGCCCACUCCUACCCUGUGGCAUGUACUUUCACUUUUGCUUCUUCACUGCCUUGUGCUCCAGUAAAUCCAGUCCUUCACCAC